AUGAUUCAAUUGAAUCUGAAAGUUAAUAAAUAUUGCUCUGCAAUCUUAUGUAAAAGUGUUAUUGUAUUAGUUCCUAACUUGUGCACCCAAACGUUUUCGAAUACUUCGUUAUCAACCAUUCUGAACCCACGUUCCAACAGAUGCAACGCACACAAAGAUAAUAAAAAUGUCGAAACGAAAAUUUCCGAAACCAAAACAAAUCUUAUUAACAACGCACAGACACAAUGCGCAACGACUGGACGCCGACGAAAACUCUCCUCGUUGGGUGGUACGCUCUCCGCGCGAUCCUGUCGCAGUGAAACGAAGGAGCUGCGCUCGGCGCUGCAAGAUCGCGAAGCAGUCAUACAAAAUCUACGCAUACAGUUGUGCUUAGGCAAAUUGCCGCGCCCCACAGGACCACCGCUGGACGAGAGUGAGAAACCCGCGGCAGAACAAAAGCUGCAGAGACUAAAAGCCGAAGCGGAGAACAAGAGAAUCAAAAUCAAGAACUUGAAAACUGCACUGGAGAAACUAGAUAUAACAGAUAAUAUUGAUACACGCAUACGCCAGGCGGAACUGGAGUAUGCGCUUGGCCGCGAGGAACUUCAAAUGUUAUCGAUUGUCGAGGAAGCGCGCGCAUUGCAAGCCCGUUUGGAGAAGUCAAAACCUGAAGUGCAGACCAUUUACAACAUACUCAACUCUGGCGCCACACUAAGCCUACACGCGGUCCAUGCGACCACCGGCCGCUGGUCUGCACACACCAAAUCCGACCAGCCCGGCUUCUUUGUGGAAUGGGCGCUCGAAGGUGACGGCCUGUACAAAGGAGAUCGCAUACUCGAAAUCAAUGGAAAUCUUAUCGCCUGUCGCACCAAAGAGGAACUGCAUAAAGCGAUAGGCAAUUCAGGUAAAUGCCAAAUGGUGGUGCUGCGCAAUAAGUGUGCGCCGAUACCGCAAAAGCAAAUAGAUCAGGAGAAAGAGAAGGAGAACAAUAUGCGGUUGCAGCAUCGUAUUUCCUAUCUCGAGGAGCAAGUACGCGAGCUGCAAACUGCUAAGGAACUGGAGAUCUUGCAACAGGUACUAUCCCAGCAGUCAAAGGCGCUGGCGCAGAUUCCACUACUGCAACCUUCAGCAGCGCACAUAAAUAACGGUACCAAUAGUCAUGUGACCAGCAUCAGCAUCUCAUCGCCACCGUCCACGCCGCCCGACAACAAGCCAUUGGUUUUCCAACGCGGCAACUAUAUAACCACUUUGGUUGGCGGCAAGCCAAUUGAGCUGGUUGGUGAGAAUUGCGAACAAAAUGGCUUGAGCAAAAGCAACACGGUGGCGCACGUUACCAAAACGCUGAUCAAGGAGAAUACACAAAUUGAUAUGCAUCAUGAGCGCGCACAACGCGCGUGCACAGCGACGACUACCUCAUACCCUUGCCUGCCACCCAAGUCACUGUCCGCUUCGAAGAUCUCCAUCAACAGCGAUUCCGCGUACAUGCAACAAACGCACUAUCGACGCAGCGAGAAGGAGCGGCAUGCACGCGACCGUGAACGCGAACGCUAUGAUCGAACGGCGAGCAAGGCUAGCGCGCUGCAACACCGCGCCAAUAUGCAAGCGCGCAGCGUGGAACACUUGAAUCACUACAAUGGCAUUGAACGCCGACGCGACUGCUCUGCCACGCCGGACAGGCAUGCGCAUGUGCCCACCGAUAUGCGCAGCGUUAAGUCGCUAGAUUUUGAUAGCGAGCAUGAAACCAAACCCAUCAGCGACACAGUAUCAGAGGUGCGCGCUGUCCGUCCGACGCCACCAAAGAAGCCGCUGCGUUUAUCACUGCAACGCGCCCAGAGCCUACAGACUGUCGAGCUGACGCCAAGCUCUGAUUCGGAACGUAAGCGCCCGAUGAAGCGAGCGCAUAUCAACGAUAAGGCGCCCGGCGAACGAGAGGGCGCGAUACUCAUCGAGAAUUGCGCACCACCAACGCAAACGGCAUCGCUGGGCAGACCGCGGACGAAUAUAUGAAGGUUGCUGAAUGUUCUCUUUAAGCGCAAUGAAGAGACACAUUACUAGUGAAGGUGAAGGUGAAGUUGGUUAGGAAGUGGCUUAGGAGAUGGAGUUAUUUUAUAGGCAAAGUAGUGUUAAAUAUAUCAAACAUGUUUCGGGGGCGGAUGAGUGCAAGAUUUGUUCUACAUAGUUUUAAGAAAUAAAUUCUUUACCAAAUAUUGAAAAAUAUUUCAACAUUUAAUAUUAAGCGUAUAUGUAAGUGUGCAAGGUAUAUGGAACGGUAGGCAAGCUGGUCUAAAUGCAAAAGUUAAAUUUAUUUAAGUUUUUAGUAGUAACACUGCAUACUUGCUAUCAUUAGUAAGUUCAAAUAAUAAUACAAUAAAAGUGUACAAACAAUUUUUUAGCACAAUUUUGUAAUACAAAUUAAUUUGCAUGAAUGUAAAUACACAAUCAAAUCAUAACGAAACUGCAAGUGUGUUUU
This is a messenger RNA of Rhagoletis pomonella (apple maggot), 2449 nucleotides long. RefSeq lists its product as uncharacterized. NCBI's taxonomy places the organism in Eukaryota, Metazoa, Arthropoda, Insecta, Diptera, Tephritidae. The coding region runs from base 1 to 1986 and encodes 661 amino acids. The transcript has 6 exons. Gene Ontology annotation, molecular function: protein binding. The record is from RefSeq and is a predicted model, not a curated record.